CAUUGCUGAGUGAACACAAUGGCAGACGACCCUGUAACGGUUGAAAGAAAAUUUGGUAGUCUUAGCGAGUACAGCAUACAGGUGAACCGAUGGAUCUUAAAACCAAUAGGCGCUUGGCCCUUCUCAAAUUCUACUACUAACCGUGAAAAAUUCAUGUCAUGGAUUUUGAAUGUAAUUUGUUGGUGCUUUUCAUUGUUCACUAUAAUUCCUGGAGUAUUAAACAUCCUGCUCGAGAAAGAAGACCUUUACCUCAAACUAAAAAUGUUUGGUCCGCUUAGUCAUUGGUGUGUCGGAGGAUUCAAUUACGCUGUGUUGUUGCUACGCCAAGGUGACAUACAUUAUUGCAUAAAACAUAUAAGAACCGACUGGAAGACUAUAACAAGAUUGGAAGACCAACGAGUAAUGUUAAAGAAUGCAAAACUCGGUCGCUACAUCGCGUGUUUCUGCGCCGCUUUCAUGCACGGGAGCGUCUUUUGCACUUGCCUUGUAUUAGGAGCAUUUAAACGAACCAUCGAAGUCAGAAAUGAGACCAUCCUCGUAUAUACUUUACCUUGCCCAGCGUAUAAACUUCCAGUUCAAACUAAUCCAGGACACGACAUCAUUCUUGGUACACAAUUUUUAUCAGCAUUUAUCGCAACAUCAAGCGCCGCUGGCGCGUUUAGUCUUGCUACAGUAUUCGCAAGCCAUGCUCUUGGUCAGUUAAACAUAAUGGUAACUUGGAUCAACGAGUUCGUGAAUCAGCAUUCGAAAGAUCAAAAUAGUAAUGCUCGAGCCAAUAAAAUAGGCGUAAUCGUGGAACAUCAUUUGAGAGCUCUAAGUUUGAUCGCACGUAUCGAACGUAUUAUGAGUCCAAUAUGCUUCAUGGAAAUGUUCAAAUGUAUGCUGGGUAUGUGCAUGCCUAGCUAUUACAUUCUUGCGGAAUGGUCUGAACAUAAUAUUCAGAACAUAGCUGCAUAUGUUAUGAUAAUUAUAUCUAUGACUUGCAACAUUUUUUUAGUAUGUUACAUCGGUGAAAUAAUAAUGGAAAAGUGUAAAAAGGUUGGAGACAUGGUUUAUAUGGCAGACUGGCAUCAUUUGCCUGACCAAGAUAUCAUAAAUCUGAUUAUGAUCAUUUCUCGGUCUAGCAUGGAAGUUAAAAUAACUGCGGGAAAGAUCAUUGACAUGUCCGUAUUAACAUUCGCUAAUGUACGUGUUCUCAAUUUUGUUAAUUUUGAAAGAAUAAAUAUAUAUGGAAAAAUAAAUAUUCAUGGAAUAUUCAAAAAUAUUCAUGGAGUCACGUGUGAUUGCAGAUAGUAAAGACAGUUUUUGCGUAUCUAAAUAUGCUAUGUCAGACGACGAUGACGUAAGCUGCACAUAUCUUUAACGUAUAUCUACUUAGACAAUAAAGUUUAUCAUUUUUCUGUUGAA
Molecule: messenger RNA, 1407 nt
Organism: Bombus huntii
Lineage: Eukaryota; Metazoa; Arthropoda; Insecta; Hymenoptera; Apidae
Exons: 4
Coding region: 19-1293 (424 amino acids)
Biological process (GO): sensory perception of smell; detection of chemical stimulus involved in sensory perception of smell
Cellular component (GO): plasma membrane
Molecular function (GO): olfactory receptor activity; odorant binding
Source: RefSeq, a predicted model, not a curated record